This is a messenger RNA of Exaiptasia diaphana, 2561 nucleotides long. RefSeq names its product zinc finger protein 226. The record is from RefSeq and is a predicted model, not a curated record. Gene Ontology annotation, molecular function: RNA polymerase II cis-regulatory region sequence-specific DNA binding; DNA-binding transcription factor activity, RNA polymerase II-specific. Gene Ontology annotation, cellular component: nucleus. The transcript has 16 exons. Gene Ontology annotation, biological process: regulation of transcription by RNA polymerase II; central nervous system development. Lineage: Eukaryota; Metazoa; Cnidaria; Anthozoa; Actiniaria; Aiptasiidae. The coding region runs from base 1 to 2412 and encodes 803 amino acids.
AUGGCUGAACUCGAUAAAAUCGAAUGCAAAACGUGUGGGAAACGUUUCAACAAAAAUUGGAAGCUAGUUGAGCACGAAAUGUCACAUACUGGAGAGCGUCCAUUUUUGUGUGAUUACGAAGAUUGUGGCAAGACUUUCAUCAGAGAGUUUCAUCUUAAGCGACACAAGAUAAGUCACACUGGAGUCAAGUCUUUUKCAUGCAAAUAUCCUGGGUGUUCUAAAACAUUUUCAGUAAAACAUAAUCUUGUAAGGCAUGAAAAUAGAGCACAUGAUAAACCAUUCAAGUGUAAGUUUGAGGGUUGCAGAGAAUCAUUUGCGAAAAAUAGUCAAUURUGGAAACAUGAAUGUGCUCAUGAAGACAAACUACCUUUUUUAUGUGAUGCCAAGGGAUGUCAGAAGGGGUUCAAGACACAAGCACGAUUAAACAGACACAAGAARUCACAUAAUUUAGGAUUCAUUUGUUCUGCUGCAGAUUGCAAUGAAAGAUUUGCAACAUUUCAUCAACUAAAACAACACAUGAUUUCACAUGGUUUCAAAUGUCCUUCUUGUCAUUGGACCUUCGAUUAUAAAUGGGAGCUGAGAAAGCAUUUGGUAACUCNGAAUCAAAAUAUCAAUAACAACCAGUGCUGUAAUAACAUAAAUAUUAAUAAUAAGGAAUAUUCAUUUGCUUUAAGAUGUGAUGCCAAGGGAUGUCAGAAGGGGUUCAAGACACAAGCACGAUUAAACAGACACAAGAAGUCACAUAAUUUAGGAUUCAUUUGUUCUGCUGCAGAUUGCAAUGAAAGAUUUGCAACAUUUCAUCAACUAAAACAACACAUGAUUUCACAUGGUUUCAAAUGUCCUUCUUGUCAUUGGACCUUCGAUUAUAAAUGGGAGCUGAGAAAGCAUUUGGUAACUCACAAUACAGAAAGAGAACUCUACAAAUGUGAACACUGUGGCAAAAUCUACACAAAGAUGUAUAACUUGAAAGUGCAUAUUGAAGUCAAUCACAAUUCUGUCAAGUCAUAUUGUUGCAGUUAUGAAAAUUGUGACAAAGUGUUUGCAUACAGGAGAUCACUGAACAGGCAUUUGGAGAGUCACAAAAAGAAAGGAGGUUUCAAGGAUCUUACAAAAUUAGUCAGGUCUUAUACCUGCCCUGUUGAAGAAUGUGGAAARGCAUUUGUACAUCAGAGAUCUAUACAUAGACAUAUCCAAAGUAUACAUCCAGAAUUGAAUUYAAAGGAAGAAGAGAAGAAAAAGAAAAAGUUGAAGAAGAAGAAGCACAAAAGGUCAAAACAAAGCAAAGAGCUUACAAAGAAAGAAACACUUAAAUUACUUAAUAAUAUCCGAGGUGGACCCUUGAUUGCUAAUACUUCAAGUAAAAACGAUAAUAGUAAAAAUGCAGAAAGAGGAAAUGAUGGCAAUAAGGGAAGUAAGGAACAUGGCAAGAGCUGUGAUGUUGAUGGUCUCAACAAGAGCAUUUCCACUGCUUCUGCUAAUACUUCAAAUUCAUUUACUACUGCCAAACAUGAUAAUCUAAGUAGCAGCACACAUCAGAGUCAUACUGCAGAUAAGGGCAUAGAGAGAAGUAUGCAGCUCGAGGCCUGUGAUGAUGAUKCUGAAAGUACUAAUGAUGACAUUAUAAAUGUACAUAGUGAAGAUCAACAUGUCAGUGACAAUAGUAUGCAAAAUGAUUCCAGUAGCGAUGAUGAUGAUGAUGAUGGCAGUGAAAAUGCACAUGAAACAUAUGAUGAUGAUGAUGACAAUGAUGAAAGUAUGAGUCAUGAUUCCAGUGAUGAUAAUGAUAACAAUGUAUAUAAAGAAAUAACCGAUGGAAGUAUUGGUCAUAAUGUGUGCACUGAUGAUAGCCAAACUAUACGACAUGAWGCUAGUAGCAAUAUUGAUAACCAAAAUAUUCAUGAUGAACAAAGCAGCGAUGAUGACAAUAAUGAGCCUAAUAUGUCUGAUGACAGUGAUAGGAGUAUAAACCAUAAUACCAUAGUCAAAGAUGUUUAUGGCAAAACUAAUCACAAUUCCUACACUAGUGACAAUGACAAGUCUGUACAUGCCAGUGACAAUGAUAACAGCAGGAAUAUCCAACAAAACACCUUGAAUAAUAAAGAUAUGCAGCAUAUCURCGAUGAUGAUAAAAACGAGAAUAAAACAUCAUCUCAGGACGAUUCUAAACAGAUCCUUGUAGACGGAGAAAGGGACAACAGCAAUGACAAAAUUGAGACCCAUAACGAGGAGGGUGCACAAGAAACUAAUAUUUUUCAAAAUAACAACAGUUUACAACCCAGUAAUGAAGACAAGUUCAGUAGAGAUUUAAAUAAUGCUGCUUAUCAAGAAGAACAGCUUGAAACAGGCAAAAAUAUUGAAAUAAUUACAAAUGACAAAGGUGUUAUGAUAAUGGUUAUUGAAGAAGAUGACUAGCCUAUAUACUAGCAGGUUAUUUCUUAUGCUUUUUAACAUAGUAGAAGAAAAUGUAAUUUAUAAAAUGUAGAAUUUGUUUUUGACACAAACUCUGUUCAUCCUACACCUGAUUUAGUCUAAUUGUAUUUGAUUUAUACUCUUGUUAAAAA